Aureobasidium subglaciale EXF-2481 is the source of this 468-nucleotide messenger RNA. RefSeq lists its product as uncharacterized. The coding region runs from base 1 to 468 and encodes 155 amino acids. The record is from RefSeq and is a predicted model, not a curated record. Lineage: Eukaryota; Fungi; Ascomycota; Dothideomycetes; Dothideales; Saccotheciaceae. The transcript has a single exon.
AUGCCAAACGAGAGCAGCUUCUCCAGCAGGAUUCUCUUCUUGCUCAGCCUCAUCACCCUGAGCGUGUCCCUCAUAAUAAUAUCCUUCAACCUCGCCCUCACACACGAGAACAACGAGAUCUUGCUCGGAGCGACAGUAACAAACCAACAUGUCAACCAGGGAGCAUUUCGCGUGGCGACUUGCGAUGUAGCAGCAUAUGCGGAUAUGAAGACGAGGUGGAGGACAGUUGAGUUGCCAGCUGAGACUGUCACGGAGACUGUUACAGAAACGAUGAAGGUCUUGGGAGUUAAAAAGCCUACAGGAGCGACAAGUGUCAGAGUUGAAGCCUCGGCAUUGCUCACACUUGUGCCACACAGUCUGCCGACGAAAGAUUCCGACGGGAGUGCGCUGAAGAAGAAGAUGGCAAUCAGGGGAGGCUCAAGGAACCCGCAUCUUGUUGACGUGAACAAGCCCGAGAUACAGAUGUGA